AUUCGUACAUCGGUGUGCCCGGUUUGCACGCAUUCUUCGCAUAUUUCACGGCAUUAUAAAAAAAUUAUAGCAAGAAUGGGUGAUAAACUGUUGGACACAACACAAAUUAUAAAUGGCUUGGCUGUGAUGAUAUCAUUUUUCGUCGGUUACAAAUAUGCCCUAAAGCGUGGCGAGGCUUGCGCAAAAAUUGACGACACACCGUCAACAGCGGGUCACGAAGAAGAAGGAGCAGCUGCCCCAAUAGCCGACAAGACCGUCAUGGGCUUUAACGACAACUAUAAAAUGGUGCUGGUCGUGCGCAACGACCUCAAAAUGGGCAAGGGGAAGAUAGCUGCCCAGUGCUCCCAUGGAGCCGUUGGGGCAUACCAAAGAGCUGUGACCCGCACACCACGCCUGCUGCGUGCCUGGGAGAACUGCGGCUGUGCCAAGAUCGCUGUGCGCGUCGAAAACGAAGCCGAACUGAUGGUAAUCAAACGGGCGGCGGAACAAUCCCAUUUGAACACGUGCCUCAUACGCGACGCUGGACGCACCCAGAUCGAGCCCAAUUCAAAGACUGUGCUGGCAGUGGGUCCCGCUGCUGCUGUCGACAUCGAUCGCAUCACUGGCCAUUUGAAGCUAUUGUAAGGUUUAAUAAUCCAUCAGCCGCGAUGCCCCUUGCCUGCCUGCCCAGCUGAACUAGCGUGCAGAGCAGGCUGAUUGGAAUACCCUCAAUUCUCAAUACAAUGUGGGGAGCAUGUGGUGUGCAAAUCAACCACCACACUGACUGUGACAUGCAAGUUAAUUUAGGAUCUACUACUUUAUUGCGUUUAUUGUAAAACUGAGCGAUUACUACAUAUUAAAUUCCUAGUGGUGAAGCUGUCUCUUUCUUAACUGAAA
Messenger RNA from Drosophila grimshawi, 876 nucleotides. RefSeq names its product probable peptidyl-tRNA hydrolase 2. Lineage: Eukaryota; Metazoa; Arthropoda; Insecta; Diptera; Drosophilidae. Gene Ontology annotation, cellular component: mitochondrion; cytosol. Gene Ontology annotation, molecular function: peptidyl-tRNA hydrolase activity. The record is from RefSeq and is a predicted model, not a curated record. Bases 76 to 624 code for a protein of 182 amino acids. The transcript is spliced from 2 exons.